AUGACGAACACCGACGUAUCUGGACAAAUGCCUCACCGCGCUGUAUCCCCGAGUCUCCCGCAAGUCGAGAUUCUGGAUCAAGUCUGUCUGCAAGUCAGGCCACCAGACCUCUCACGGCUUGUGCAGACCUGUAAUCAUCUUCACGAUGUGGCCAGGCACCAACUAGUCCUGCAACACACUCGCGUGGACGACAGAUUCCAGCUUCCUUUUGCAUGCAUCUUUGACCACAGGCUGGCUUGGAUCGCAAUCGAGGCGGGAGCCUCUGUCCUGCUUGCUCAAGGUGCGGAUCCUGUCAGCGAUUUCAUCCCGUGUUACCUUGAAUUCUGCGCCCUGAGCAAGGAGGGCCGCUUCACCCCGCUCAUCGAGGACAACAUGUUCACCUUCCUACCGACGGAUGCAAAAGAAUACCAGCCUCUCUUCACGGCAAUUUACAAUGGUUAUUUGGGCAUGGUUGAGCUGCUCCUUCACCUCGGAGGCUCCGAUCGUUGCAUAUACUGA
Messenger RNA from Pyricularia grisea, 498 nucleotides. RefSeq lists its product as uncharacterized. The transcript is spliced from 2 exons. The coding region runs from base 1 to 498 and encodes 165 amino acids. NCBI's taxonomy places the organism in Eukaryota, Fungi, Ascomycota, Sordariomycetes, Magnaporthales, Pyriculariaceae. The record is from RefSeq and is a predicted model, not a curated record.